Molecule: messenger RNA, 6333 nt
Organism: Trichobilharzia regenti
Lineage: Eukaryota; Metazoa; Platyhelminthes; Trematoda; Strigeidida; Schistosomatidae
Source: the annotation of a GenBank genome assembly
AUGUUAGGUCUAGUGUCACAUGUAAACUUGAUGGAUGCUCUCAUCCAUCCACGUCGACAUAAUGCCAUUAACCUAUCACAUUUCAGUCGACCUAAUAAUUCCUUUAUUGAUUCUUCGGAGUCGGACACAAUCAUUGAGGAUACUCCAGAUUCUCCCGUUGAAUGCAUUGACUACUCCCACCAACCACCUGAUAUUGGCCGAACAAUAGAAAUAAAUCUUGACGGUUCAGAAACUUCUCCCAGUGAUUCACAGAAACUGAACAAACGUGUGGUUUGUUUUUCUUACCAGAAUUCUGAUUCUGACCCAGAUGAUUAUCCUUUUCAUGCCGUAACUUAUGGUGAGUCGGAAAGCUGCUGGGGUCUUCCAUAUAACGAUCAUAACUAUGCGUCUUGUGAACCGAAUCCAAAACUUGGAUCUGAGUCUGAUGACCGCCUGUCUCUUCUAGCGAAACUAGCACUAGCCAAGGAUAAUAGCCCCAAUAGUAUGGGGGGAAGUGUUAAUGCUCUACAUUCAGAUUCACAGACUAGCUGGGUCAGUGGAGAAAAUACAGUGUCUGUGCCAGUUAGCAAAACUGUGGGUUUGAUUGAAGUAAACCCCAUUUUAUCGCCUACUAAGCGCUCUGUUAUAUGCAAUUCUGAAGCUCAACCGGCUCCUAGUAAUGGCCAGUUGCUAGUUACUACAGCUAGCUAUGUUUCGUCUGUGGGAAGUCGGACCAUUUUAUUUUCAGCUAGUGGAAAUAUAAAUCCUCCUUUGCAAAUUCAUCGGGUUACUUCUUCACUCACUCCGCAUGUAGUAUUGCGCACUGGUGCACCUGCACUUCAAAUUGCUACUUCUGCUCCACGUCAACUGUCCACUGAUGCUGGUGAUUCUGUCAGGUGUAUUUGUGGAAACCCAAACCUGGGUGGUUUUCUCAUCCAAUGUAAUCACUGCAGAAUAUGGCACCACAGUGAAUGUAUCCCAUCUGUUAACAAAGGACAUUUGUCGAAUCCAUAUGUUUGCGAAACAUGCCAGUCACACCCAAAACCUGCUACACUUCCGCGUCCUAAAGUGGCUUCGUAUGGCAGUGUUGUGUCAACCCCAAAUUCAAGCAUUCGGAUAUCCCGCACACCACUUACUACAAAUACUCCUCAAGGACGCAUUUACGUCUCGACCCCUUUCGGAGGCACGGCAUCUCGACAGGUUCACCUAUGUCUUCCAACCAAUCAAGGAAUAUCAGGCAUACAGUGUGGUGAUUUCAGCGUUAUUUCCAAUUGCUCUAGUGUAGAUAGCCCUUUUACUGCAGUUCGUCCUCCAAGCUACACACCAUGCGCGCAACCUGUUCGAAGUUCUAAACGAAAACAAGAUCUACUCACACUUGCUGGGGGAUCGUCUGCAAAUGUAGGUCUAGAAGGGUUUACAAGUUCACCGCCAGUUUCAGACGAUUAUGAUGAUCUUCCUAGUGUCAAAACAUCCUAUCCUGUGGACGCAAGAAACUGCUUCGCGGAAAAUUCAGAAUCUGUUUGCCAAACACAAGUUGAUCGUCCAUCUCCUGGACAGGAUAGUAAAUUACAGCUUCGUCAUAGUAGUGUUGUUCACCGUUUGAUUUCAGACUGUCCCAAUAAUAAGGUGCACAACACAUUUGCUCAAAUAGGUGACUCACGUAAUACCACUUCUUUGUGUUCAACACCGGAUUCUUUGAUGUCUCCAACGUCGGAUAUAUAUGAAGAAGCCUCUAGUUUACAUCUUUCAGAUCGUCUUUGUAAGAAGCUAGAUUUGAUGUUUCCUUUCUUCACCGGUAUGGCAGCAGAUUUUGGCGAUGUAGAUGGCAUUUCAAAUGAAGAAAUUCCUUCUAAUUUGGAAAGCUUAUUUCGUUAUCAAGUUGUCAGUUUCGAUUUUAACCGCAGGGGACUCAUAGCAAGUGAAGAUAUACAUCCUCGGACGCCAAUCAUUGAAUAUCGUGGCAAUUGUUUACUGUUGAGUGAAUACAGUGACAUGUAUGACUAUCGUAAACACUAUAAUCCAUUUGUCCUGUUUUACAAAUCGCUGCCCAAAUUGCCUCUGUGUGUUGAUGCCCGCAAAUAUGGCAAUGAAGCGCGGUUCAUCCGCCGAUCGUGUACACCGAAUUCUGAGGUUCGCCAUUGCAUUUCAUUCUCAAACGAUGCACACGGGUCACCUGUUCCUCAUCUUCGCCUUGUUGUUGUUGCUUCACGACUUAUACCGAAGUCAUCUGAAAUAACAUUACCAUUCGAUUUUGACUACACUGCCUGCCGAUAUGUCGUCAAGUGUGCAUGCGUUCUUAAGGGCUGUCCGGUUACUCGUUGGUUUCAAAGAAUGAAUCAGUUAACCAAUCCUGCACGAAGUCCAACUCGUCAUUCUUUGGUAUGUACUCGUAAAUUACCACAUCCCCCUCGAACUUAUGGGAUUGGUGACCACCUUAGUCUGUCACAAAACCCUCAGUUGAAUUAUGGCGAAAAACGACACGCUGAUGAGAAAUCAAACUUAUAUUCGAAGUCACCUGCAGUGGUCACUAGAAGAAACAACAUUGGUCGGGCGGGUCGUCAUUCUUCAAACUAUAUUUCAAAUGGGGAUUUUGAAGCAAGCCAAUCAUCCUCUCGUCACACUGCUCGUGGUUAUAUAAAGAAAUCUGUCACUUCAAGCGGCGUUCGUAAAUCUGUACCUCGAAGAGGGCGAGGACGUGGUAGAUUAAAAAGUUCUUCUAUGGGAUUACGCAGUAAACAUGUAAGCGAACGACUGUCGUCUAGAAUAGUUGGUCGUGGUAGACCUGCUUUGAAGAAAUCCUUGACAACCACCGGUAAACGUCCUCAGAUCUCUACUAAUCUGCAUAAGAACCAGCUCACACCUCAUGACAGAUACACAAAGAUACGAAGAAGAGUAGAUACAAGUAAUGAUUCUUACAGCCAGAGUAACAGCUCAUCUGAAACAGAAUGUGCAGAUACAAUAGAAUCAUCUUUGCUCCAUGAAACGAGUGACCUACAACCGGAGUCACCAAAAGAAACAGACCAACUGGAAGAUCCUGACAACAAAGAAUCUGGAUCAAUAUCACCUCAUACGUUGACUGAAGAGGAUAUAGAUGCUGACACUGAGCCAGAUCCCAAGAUAACGAGAGAGGUAGUGUGUACCACAAAUGACUCUCCCAAAUCGCCUGGUGUAGCACCCACAAAAGAAGCCUAUGGAGAUUCUUCCUCUAAACACAAAUCUACUGAAUCUACAUCACUCUUCGUUCAAGGGAAACGCCGAUCACAUGGUGGUAAUAGCUCUAGUAAGCAUGAAGUCUUGUCGCGUAAGAAAAAGAAAUCUCAUGAAGAAAAUGAAAUGAAAUCAAAGGAGGAUGUAUGGAUGGCAGAGGUAUUGCGUCGUAUUGAGCGGAUGGAAAAGAAACGAUUAAAACAACGUAUGCCAUCUGGUAAUCUGAAAAGUGAUCAGGAUGUUGAAUAUACCAAAAGUGAAUCAGAAUCACUGUCUCCUGAGAAACUUGAAAGUUCUUCAACAUCAGACAACAGUAAUAAUAAUAAUAACAUAAGUAACAGUGAUACAAUAAGUGAAGACAUUAAAGAAUCCUUCGAUACUUCUAAGAUUGAACAAAAGUUUGAAAUAAAUGGAUCGACUGAGGAUUGUAUCGAUGUAACGGUGAAUGAGGAGCAGGCUGACGAUUUCACUCAGCCGACUAAUAUUUUCGAAAAGUUUGAAUUAUCUAGCUAUCAAUCUGACUUUCAUCAAUCUGCAGCAUUACAAGAGACCAAAGAGGAAGAGGAUGUGUACCCACCUGUAAAUAAAACAAGUAUUCUAGAGAAAAGCAGUACAGAUCAUCGGACAAAGUACUUCAUUCAACCUGCUGCAUCCCAAAGUAAGCGACGAAAUAGACCUGGUGACCAUGAACGCGAUUCUUCGUCACCAAGACGUAGACGUCGGCGUUCCCAAGCAGCUAUGCUUUCUGACAGUUUAUCAUCUACCAUUGAUCAAGGUGGUUCACGUGAAGAUCGUUGGCUACAAAUGCAACUUCGACGUAUCGCUGAGUUAGAAGAUAAUCAUGAAGAGACUUCCCAACACACUUCAUCAGAUUUGGAGAAUAAUGAGAGAAAUCAUUCGGUAUCAGAUAGGCCUAUUGGAGAUGGAUCGAAUGUUAGAGUUUCACUAUUUGAAGCUUUAUGUGUUAGGAGUGAGUCGUCUGAAAAUGAACAAAAAAAUGGUGGAAAUUCUAGCCUCAACAAGACAUCUGUCAGCAUUGAUACCGAAUGUUCGAAUCAGGUUAGUAACAAUCAGCAUGUCCUUGAUUCUGAAGCUGACUGUGGUUUCAUAGUUUAUCGAACUCGAGAAAAGGAUCCGAUGGCCAAGUUUAGUAGAACUCGUUCAAUUGAAAUGGAUUCAUUGUUCACAAAAAUUCAUGACGAAAUUUCAAACAAUGACGUGAUUGAUACAAAACAAGACUGCUACACUGUUGACGAUAUCUCGGUAUCCUGUCUGACGCAACCUUUGUUACACCAGCCUCCCAGACCUACAAAGAAACGUUGGUUGUCUCGGGCGCUCAUGGAGGAAGAUGUAGAACUAGCUAAUCAUCGAAUGUUAAACUGUUCUCAUCCGAUGAACAAUCCAUCAUCCAAUGUCAAGUUGGAUUCUUCAUCAAGUAUACAAAGUACAUGCGUAACACCUGUCAAUCCUAAAAAGAGAAUGAUUUCUCGACUUUCGGAGAUAUCUGGAGACGCCUCUAAUUGCCUUCAUCAUGAAGUUGAUGAAAAUCCUCAACAUUUAGAAUCUCAAUAUUCACCAGACCAUAUAAUUAAAGAAUCAGAUGAUAAUCUAGGGAAUCGUAAUGAAGACUCUGUAAGUGUUUCUCAGUUACCUGAAGAUGAUGAAUCUACUGAAGCGUCGUCACCUCAUUCUCCUCCGCUUCCGCCGAAAAAAGCAACAGUGAAGCAACAAACUGAAGAGUUGCAAUUACAAGAAAUGCCCAAAGUUCGUGUUUCACUCACAGAAUACCGCCGCCGACGUGGUUUGCCUGUUACACCUGCUGCGGAACGAAACAACAAAGAGUUGAAAGAAUCAUUGAAACAAUCAAGUCCAAACAUUGAUAACUUGGAAAUAACAAUCCCACCACCAUUGCUCAGUCCUAGUCGGCUGCUUAUUGAGUUACCGCAUCUUCACAAUGAAUCCAAACCAUCCAUAGAUGCCAAUAUUUCUGACAAAUUACUGCAAAAUAUAAAGUCACUGAGUACCAGAUCUGAAGUUGUUCAUGAUUACAGUGACUCCAAAAUGUCUUAUUCACACACAGAGAAAACAUUGGAAGUCGAUAACAAACGCGAUUUUAUCUGUUCAAAGAUAAAUGAACGUGGACCUCGUACCCCAAGCGAACCGCCAGAUGAUGAUGAUGACGACGACGAAGAAGAUACUGAAGGCGUAGAUUCUAUUAAUUUCAUCAGUAAAGGAGCUUUGAGUAGUUCACCUGAGCCAUAUGUAAAGUUUCCCGGUAAAGUACUUUCAACUCACAGUUCACCGAAAUCUGUACUUUCAGACUCGCGUGUUGAAAGACAAAAGUCAGUUCUCACUAUUACUUCACAACUGGAUAUGAACCCACACAAUAUUUCUAAAUCUCGUUAUCCAAAUAAUAUGUUUGGUCCUUCAGAAUACCUUGAAUGUGAAAACUUUUUGGAUGACGUAUAUCGUAUGAAAGAGUUUGACCAUGGUCGUUCCGGUCCUGAAAAUUUGAGACGUGGCUAUCAAAAUACAUCUCAUUAUUCUUUAGUGUCUACUAGGCCAUCGCAUUUCGAUAGAUCGAAUUAUUACGAAAAGAAAGUUAACUUUGAGGAAUUCAAACAUCGUAAUUUAAGAGUUUCACCUGGAAACUUGCCCCCACCACCACCACCUCCUAUGCCUUCAUUUUCUGGAUAUCCUAUUUCUUCGAAUAGUCCGAUUGCUCCGUAUUAUAAUACUGAUAAAAAUGUUGCAGAUAACCUAGCCCCUGUACCUGGAUCACUAGAAUACUUCAUACAAAGAGAUAAUGAGAUACGUGUAUGGCAAGAGAGUCGGUCAUAUGCCCGAGAAAGGCAUACCUCUGCUCCUUGGCAUCAUCGAGUUUCUGGCAAUCGUGUAUCCAGUACUCGAAAGUAUUCUUAUACAAUAUCUAAGCAUCCUUCGAGAAACUCAAAAGACAAUGAAAGUCUUUCGUAUCAUCCUGAUGCAGUCACGGGUCAUUUUGACUCAGUGGAGCAAACUCUUUUACGAAUUCGUGAUAGUCUUCAAGCUCAGUUGAAUUUAACUAAAGUGGGUUGUGUUCCUCCACAAAGGAAAAGAUCAACUAAUGAUCCGUCAUCAGCUAACAACAAUGGAGCUGUAUGUUGA